GCCAUUAAGCAAAAGCUCAAAGAGUGAGUCAGAGAGAGACUGUGUCUUCGAACUUCACAAAACUGCUGCAAAAACCACCUGAUUUUUUCCCCUUCUUCUUGCUUCACGCACUGUGCUUGAACCAUUUCUAGGGUUAGGGUUCUUUGCUUCUUCUGAGAUGGAAGAGGAUGAUGCUGGGUACAGAAGGAAGGCCAACAUUGCAGUCGUUUCCAUCGUGGUGCUUGCUUCCCUCGCCGUCUUUGCUUCACUGGUUGCCUUUGCUUACUACUGCUACAUCCGCAUCAAAGUCUCCAAACGCCGCAAAAGCCAGAAAGUUGAAGACGCUAACCUUAACGAGAAAAGUGAAUUUGCAAACCUGCAAGUUGUUGUUGAGAAAGGACCUCGGGUGUUUACUUUCAAGCAGCUGCAUUCUGCUACAGGGGGCUUCAGCAAGUCAAAUGUGAUUGGUCAUGGCGGCUUUGGACUUGUUUACCGCGGAGUGCUCAAUGAUGGCAGGAAAGUUGCAAUUAAGCUCAUGGAUCAGGCAGGAAAGCAAGGAGAAGAAGAAUUUAAAGUAGAGGUGGAAUUACUAAGUCGGUUACAUUCUCCAUAUUUGUUGGCAUUGCUUGGGUAUUGCUCUGAUAGUAAUCAUAAACUGCUGGUGUACGAGUUUAUGGCGAAUGGUGGCUUGCAGGAACAUCUUUAUCCUGUCAGCAAUUCUAAUGUUACACCCAUGAAGUUGGAUUGGGAAAUUCGAUUAAGAGUAGCACUCGAAGCUGCCAAAGGUUUGGAAUAUCUUCAUGAACAUGUUAGUCCCCCAGUGAUUCACAGAGAUUUUAAGAGCAGCAACAUCCUCUUGGAUAAGAGAUUUAAUGCUAAAGUUUCUGAUUUUGGAUUGGCAAAGCUUGGACCUGAUAGAGCUGGUGGACAUGUUUCAACCCGCGUUUUAGGCACCCAGGGAUAUGUAGCCCCUGAAUAUGCACUAACUGGGCAUUUAACAACAAAAUCAGAUGUGUACAGCUAUGGUGUUGUACUCUUGGAGCUGCUCACAGGUCGAGUGCCAGUUGAUAUGAAAAGACCCCCAGGGGAAGGUGUUCUUGUUUCUUGGGCUUUGCCCCUUUUGACUGAUAGAGAAAAGGUUGUGAAGAUUAUGGAUCCUGCAAUGGAGGGACAGUACUCUAUGAAAGAGGUUAUCCAGGUAGCGGCAAUUGCUGCGAUGUGUGUGCAACCAGAGGCAGAUUAUCGACCUCUAAUGGCAGACGUUGUGCAGUCGUUGGUGCCGUUGGUGAAGACUAACAGGACCACCUCAAGGGUUGGAAACUGCUCCAGUUUCCAUUCCCCUAUGUUGUCCCCAGGCCAACAUCUAGUUACCACAGAUAUGUAAUGUACUAUCAAUAUACAGAUUAAUAGUAUCCUUGGAUUCACUUUUCAUUUCCACAUUUGAGUCCAAAGCCACUUCCUCCAUGAAGCUACAUUGAGCAGCUUUUAGCCACAAUUUGCAUAGGGUUGUUUGCAAGACUCACAAUCAAACAUGCAUUGAUAGAAAUGCUUGCUUACCAAACUUAAAUUUGGAUGCUUGUUAGUUGUUAGUCUGCGGUUUCUUUGUAAUUUUGAACCAUAUGGAAUCAAGAUUUUCUGUCCUUAAAUGGUGUAUCAA
This is a messenger RNA of Lotus japonicus, 1636 nucleotides long. Its product is annotated as probable serine/threonine-protein kinase PBL23. Bases 158 to 1363 code for a protein of 401 amino acids. The record is from RefSeq and is a predicted model, not a curated record. Gene Ontology annotation, biological process: protein phosphorylation. The transcript has 6 exons. Lineage: Eukaryota; Viridiplantae; Streptophyta; Magnoliopsida; Fabales; Fabaceae. Gene Ontology annotation, molecular function: protein kinase activity; ATP binding.